AUGGCGCCAACAGAAUCGACCAUCUUGAGCAACUUCUUACUUGUCCCAGCACAGCUCCCCACAAUCAUUUCGCUGGACGAAUUCAAAGCCUUGUUUCCUCCACAGCACCGAUCAUCGGCUCAAGUACGAUCCCUGUAUAGGGACCUCCAGCGCCAAAGGAGUAAUGUCGUAGAAGAAGUCUCUGAAAACAUUGCAGAGGAGACAUCCCGCCAUGCAAAGGUUAUUCGACGGCAGGUCGCUAGGGCGGAUAGGAUAGGUACUUUCGCGGACGAGUACGACGCAGAAGACGAAGUUGAGAAAGCGUUGCUCAACUCGGGCUCUGCUCCAGCUGGCGAUGAUCCUCUCACAAACCUGAGUCUUGUUGUACAAAGUAUGGAAACCUCUUUAUCCGCAGUCGAGAGCCAGAUUAAGGAUCUGCAGACUGAGGAAGCCAGGCUUCUCGAACUGGUUAAGAAAACUGUUGGAGACUUGAGCGAUCUGCGUUACGGCCGGUUAUCAAAUGCAAACUUGCCAGAGCAGGUCUUGGAUGGGUUGAAAAACCUGCAAGACAUAUGUGAAAACAAAAAUCCGUAA
This is a messenger RNA of Pyricularia grisea, 573 nucleotides long. RefSeq lists its product as uncharacterized. Bases 1 to 573 code for a protein of 190 amino acids. Gene Ontology annotation, cellular component: Mis6-Sim4 complex; kinetochore. The transcript is spliced from 2 exons. NCBI's taxonomy places the organism in Eukaryota, Fungi, Ascomycota, Sordariomycetes, Magnaporthales, Pyriculariaceae. Gene Ontology annotation, biological process: chromosome segregation. The record is from RefSeq and is a predicted model, not a curated record.